This is a messenger RNA of Trachemys scripta elegans, 2997 nucleotides long. RefSeq names its product phosphodiesterase 7B (gene PDE7B). Gene Ontology annotation, molecular function: 3',5'-cyclic-AMP phosphodiesterase activity. Bases 299 to 1582 code for a protein of 427 amino acids. The transcript has 12 exons. Lineage: Eukaryota; Metazoa; Chordata; Testudines; Emydidae. The record is from RefSeq and is a predicted model, not a curated record.
CCUCCCAGCCGUGCACGGCCUUCUGCUUGCUAACAGUCAGUCAGACUGCAGCAAGCUCAGCUCUAUCCCAGCACUUGCCUGGGAGAAAAGUGCCCUCUCUAGUAGAGAGUCGCUGAUCCUUUUGGCUUGUUGGGUUUAUUUGGGUUUUCCCCCCCACCUUUAGUUGCUGUUGUUACUUAAUUAUAUCCCUAAUCCUGGAUGCAGUUGCUGGAUUCUUCAGUACAAGUCUUCAUGAACAAGCUGCACCGCUUAGAGAUUUCACGGCAUUCAAAGGUCACAGAACUGCCACUAUGGUUAAAUGUCUUGUUUAAUGGUUGAGAGGUGUGGAGAAAUCUCAUUUGAUAGUCCUGAUCAGAAUGCCAAAUGUGUUUGCAUGCUAGGAGAUGCACGGGUGAGAGGUCAGACUGGGGUUCUCUCUGAACGCCGUGGUUCCUACCCGUUCAUAGACUUCCGUCUUCUCAACAAUACAACACACUCAGGGGAAAUUGGCACCAAGAAAAAGGUGAAAAGACUGUUAAGCUUUCAGAGAUAUUUCCAUGCAUCCAGGCUGUUGCGUGGAAUUGUACCACAAGCCUCUCUGUACUUACUGGAUGAAGACUACCUUGGACAAGCAAGGCACAUGCUAUCCAAAGUGGGAAUGUGGGAUUUUGACAUUUUCUUGUUUGACCGUUUGACAAAUGGAAAUAGCCUGGUAACAUUGCUGUGCCACCUCUUCAAUGUGCAUGGGCUUAUUCACCAUUUCCAGUUAGACAUGGUUACAUUACAUAGGUUUUUAGGUAAGUCCUUUCUUCAACUCUAUCAUCAAAGGCAUUUUACACUUGCCAACUUCCUCACCCCUCUGGACAUUAUGCUUGGACUGCUAGCUGCUGCAGCUCACGAUGUAGACCAUCCAGGGGUCAACCAACCAUUUUUGAUCAAAACCAACCACCACCUUGCCAGCUUAUACCAGAAUGUCUCUGUGUUAGAAAAUCAUCACUGGAGAUCAACAAUAGGCAUGCUUCGAGAAUCAAGGCUCCUUGCCCAUCUACCAAAGGAAAUGACCCAGGAUAUCGAACAGCAGCUGGGCUCCCUCAUCUUGGCAACAGACAUCAAUAGACAGAAUGAGUUUUUGACCCGGUUGAAAGCUCACCUCGAAAAUAAGGAUCUGAGAUUGGAGGAUGCACCAGACAGACAUUUUAUGCUGCAGAUCGCGCUGAAGUGUGCUGACAUUUGCAAUCCUUGCCGGCUCUGGCAGAUGAGCAAGCAGUGGAGUGAAAGGGUCUGUGAGGAAUUCUACCGGCAAGGUGAUCUGGAACAAAAAUUUGAAUUGGAAAUAAGCCCUCUUUGUAAUCAGCAGAAGGACUCCAUACCUACUAUACAAAUUGGUUUCAUAACCUACAUCGUAGAGCCGCUCUUUGAGGAAUGGGCCAGGUUUACAGGAGACACUCCCCUAUCCGAAAAUAUGCUAAGCCAUCUCAGGAGGAACAAGGCCAAGUGGAGGAGUUUGCUCCACAAGCAACACAGCAGUAGCCGGAGCAAUGACCACUCAGGUCAAGUGACUGAAAAUGAAGAGCAGACUUUAAAUGAAGGCGACAUCCCAUAGUGCCAGUUUUGACUCUUCCUUAUAGUACUGCUGCAUCGUCUUUGUUAGGUCACAACAGUAAGCCAAAUUGUCAGGAACUGCGAGGCGGUCAUCAACAAUGUGGAAAGGGAAGAAAAAGGGAAGCAGAAGUUAUAAGGGUCCUCAUGAAUAAACCCACCCUACUUCUGAGUUUCAAAUCUGAGCUCCUUUGAAUUCACUCCCUCCUCUUCCUUAUCCUUCUACGUAUAUCUGAAGCCAUUCAUCACUUCUGAUCAUUAACUGCUUGAAUAAGGAACUCCGUUCAGUAGUGAUGAAGCUGGGCCAGUAAAUGGCUACCAACUAACAGGGAGGAUUAGAGAGAAAGCAUGGGAGACGCAAACAUAUUUCAUUCACCCUGGCUCAUAUUGUGAUAGGUAGCUGUAUAUAGGCCCAGAGCGCCAUACACAGUUUUAAGUCUGGCAGCUGGACUGCGCAUUAAACCACCAGCAUCUUCAGAACUCAGAGGACAUUGGCUGAGUGAAAGUGCACAGAGGAGAGAAUCUCAUUAUUUUAAUAAUUAAAAUAAUUAAAAAACCUUUUUAACUUUUGUAUUCUGUGCACUAGACAACAGAUCAAGAAAUCUUGGACUGAGGUAACUCUAUGUACAUACAACUCAAGUGAGACAAGGCUCAUUUGGUUAAUCAUUUUUAUGCCACUUUAGAUAAGAGACGGAUAUCUUCUCACUGUAGGGAACAGUAGUCCCUAGCAAAUGAAAGGGAAGGUGUUGUACAGUCUAAACCUUUGCAACAUUAUCAGAUCUAUCUUUUUGAUGACUCUGUUUCAAUGACAUGUUUAUAUCCAUGUGUAUAUUUUCUGUAAAUACAAAGCGCUACUGAUUCCCAUGCCAAAAUACUGAAGUAUUAUGGGAUUGCUACCUGUAUAAACAAUGGCACUGUGAACAGAAUACUGUUAGUUUUAAUACAAGAGAAAGCAUUUGUAAAUAUGGUAAAGAGUUUAUUAAUACACUAUUGUUUGCAGAUAAAGGCCUUAACUUUUAGCAUCCUUCACUGCUAGCUGUUCAAAUCAUAGCAUCUGAACUAUCUUUUGAUUUUCAGCCUUCCAGCAGAGGUCAUAAAAGAAUGAAAUCUGUCAGGGCAUUUUCUGGAAACUUCACAUGCAUUCCAUAUGAAUUCAUAUUGUUUAAUCUAUGGCAUAGUGCACAUUCAGUCUAAUCAGCUGCUUCACAAAGCCUGAAGAUAUUUUUUUUUAAACCACAGCAAUAUUACACAAUCUAUUUUACAGUUCAAACUGGUAAACAUAUAGUCAUGAGUUUUAAUUUUUAUUAAGUAGCAAAGUAGUCUACAAUGCCAGACACACCCAAGUGAGGGUUGGAUGCUGGUUUUGAUCCUGGCAUUCUGGCAGUUCUAGAUUCCAUUUGCUUUCUCAAAUGAUGCAGA